Trichoderma harzianum CBS 226.95 is the source of this 408-nucleotide messenger RNA. RefSeq lists its product as hypothetical. The record is from RefSeq and is a predicted model, not a curated record. The transcript has 3 exons. Bases 1 to 408 code for a protein of 135 amino acids. NCBI's taxonomy places the organism in Eukaryota, Fungi, Ascomycota, Sordariomycetes, Hypocreales, Hypocreaceae.
AUGUUUUUCUCAACCUCCAACUUCGGCGUUCACAGAGUCUACGACGCGGAAGCGGUCGGGGCCUUCGAGGCGAUUAAACUGGCCAAGCUACGAAUUGCCGACACCCCUGAUAUCAACGAACUUGUACUAUUCUUGGACAAAUCGGCUGUUGUCGAUGGAAUUCUAGGCACCACCUCCGCCUCAUCACAAGGGGCGUACAUGGGCAUCAGAAGAAUCGCCAAAGUAAUACAAUCCAGAUUUACACCCGAGUUGCGUGGGUCACGGGACAAAGACAUAUAUGACAACGAAACGGCGGAUGCACUGGCUAAGGGGGUUCAGGAAUUCCAAGACCCCCCAAAAUCACUCCACCAUAAACCACAUAAAGAGAAAGGUGCGUCUCAGCGCUCACUCCAUGCCCCCGAGCUCUGA